AUGCGUCCUAAAACAUUCAUCUUCUUUGCCAUCACUUGUAUCUCUGUUGUCGCUUCCGCUGGCUUGGAUGACGAUAUACUUGAAGACUUUAGUACCGUGAAGGGUAAUGGCAACUAUAUCAUUCAAUUGAGUCCUGACACAAGUAUCAAAAGCUUCGUCCCCAAGCUUAUUGAUGGUGCCUUUGAGAUCUUCAGUCAAUCGAUGGGCAAUGACAAGUUAGAAGUCAAGAAGAACAAAAUUGUUCGACGUGAUGAUCAAACAGAUCAACUCCAUGUCUUUGAUGCUUAUAACUUUGGUCAACACUUCAAGGGUAUCACUGUCAAGUUUGAAGAUAUCAAUAUCGUCAGAGAUCUUGCUCUUCUCUUUGCUGACAACAUCUUGAAGAUCAUUCCCGAUCAAGACAUCGAGUUUAACUUGCCUACUCCCAGUAACAAGAAGAGCAAACUUAACAAGAGAUAUCACGCUCGUGCCAAACAAGCUUCAUCUCAACGUAUCGAACGUCGCGGUAACUUUGACCCUGAUACCUAUGAGGAUGACGAAUUUGAGGCUGCUUCUGUCAAGAAGAAGACUUAUAAGAAAAAGACCCACAAGAAGACUUCCGUCAAAAAGGCCGUUUACAAGAAGCACACGACCACCAAGAAGAAGCAUACAACGACCAAGAAGCAUACAACGGUCAAUAAGAAGAAGAAGACAACCACCAAGAAGCACACAACCACCAAGAAGAAGCAUACGACUACCAAGAAGCACACGACUACCAAGACGAAGCACACGACUACCAAGAAGCAUACGACUACCGUUACCAAGGGAUCCAAGACAACUACUUCUUCCUCAGCUACCCCUACCAAGAAUGUUGUCAGCAGCUCUGAUUAUGCCAAACAAGCCAAUGCUGAAUGGAACUUGAUCCGUAUUUCUCAGCACAAGCGUAAUCUUGCUCAACCUUACAUCUAUAAUACUAAAGCAGGGUCUGAUGCCUAUGUCUAUGUUAUCGAUGAUGGUAUGAACAUCGGACACGUUGAAUUCGAAGGUCGUGCCUCAUGGGGCUGGUCUGCUUAUGAUGGUGCCUCUCCACUUGGUGAGGGUCAUGGUACUCACGUUGCUGGUAUUAUCGGUGGUAAGACGUAUGGUGUUGCCAAAAAGGCCAAUCUCAUUGCUGUUCAAGUUCUCAACGAAAGCGGUAAGGGCUCUAUCUCUAGUCUCUUGUCUGGUCUUCAAUGGGUGACUACACAUGCCAAGGAUCAUCAAGGCAAGGCUGUGAUUAACAUGUCUUUGGGCAUGAAGACUGCUGGUGUAACUGAUUCUGCUUUAUCUGCUCUGAACAAGGCUAUCGAUGCCGUCGUUGCCUCUGGUGUUCCCUUAUUUGCUGCUGCAGGAAAUUGGGGUACUGUUGAUGCUUGUGAUGUUUUGCCUGCUGGUAACAAGAAUGUCUACACUGUGGGUGCUACUGAUAAGAACGACGCCAUGACUGACUUUAGCAGCUAUGGUAAAUGUGUUCAAAUCCUUGCUCCUGGUGACAACAUUCUUAGUUCUUACAUCGAAUCCAAGACGUCUACUAUCAGAAUGUCUGGUACUUCCAUGGCCUCCCCUCACGCUGCUGGUGUCGCCGCUCUCUUGAUUGGACAAAUCAACAAUGCUACACCUGCCAAGGUCUAUAACGAAGUAACCACUUUGGCUACCAAGGGCGUCAUUUCCUCCAUCUCUCACGAUACAGUCAACCGUCUUUUGUUUAACGGUCAGAAAUUAAGUAAUGCUUAA
Molecule: messenger RNA, 1752 nt
Organism: Rhizopus microsporus ATCC 52813
Lineage: Eukaryota; Fungi; Mucoromycota; Mucoromycetes; Mucorales; Rhizopodaceae
Product: subtilisin-like protein
Exons: 2
Coding region: 1-1752 (583 amino acids)
Biological process (GO): proteolysis
Molecular function (GO): serine-type endopeptidase activity
Source: RefSeq, a predicted model, not a curated record